AUGCAUCGAAUCGAAGGCUGUCUACUAUUCUUCAUACUCGAAAGCUCUCCCAGACACUCUACCAAAGCAGACGCCGUCACAUAUAGAUGGAUCGAAGAUGUGGAGGAGCUGGAAAGAUAUCAACCUGGUGGCUAUCAUCCUGUGAGUAUCGGGGAUGUGCUUGCGGGUCGAUAUCAAAUUGAGCAUAAACUAGGCCAUGGAGGUUUCUCUACCAUCUGGCUUGCAAGAGACAUCAGAUACAAGAAGGGCUACGUUGCUCUCAAAAUCAACACUGCGGACUCGUCGUCUCAGGAGCCUGAAGUCUUGCUCGCCCUAGCACAGUCAGACCAUCCAUGCCGUGCCAUGAUACCCCUGAUUCGGGACCAGUUCGAGCUCGAAGGACCAAAUGGAUCUCACAGGUGUUUCGUCACAUCACCAGCUCGCUGCAGUCUGGACGACGCUCAAGACUCUGACUGCUUUCCCCUAGAGACCGCUCGUGUUUUGGUUGCUCAGUCCCUUAUGGUCGUUGCUUAUAUCCAUUCCCGGGGGUUUGUUCAUGGAGAUAUCCAUCCCGGGAAUAUUCUACUUCGCCUACCAUCGACCUUUGAUGAACUCUCCAUUGAUCAGCUCAAUGCAAAAUUUGGUCAGCCACGCAAGGAAAAGGUUGUUCGCACCGAUGGGAUGCCUCUCCCUUCUAAUGUGCCCCCGUUCGGAGUCGUGCCCGUUUGGAUAGGGAAGCAUGCGAAUAUGGUUACACCCAGUGAGGCUCGUCUCCUUCUCAACGACUUUGGGGAAGCCUUUUUAGAAUCUCAACGGCGACCUGGAAAAGAGCGUCGUUCUCCCCUUAGUUUUCGACCCCCGGAGACGUGGUUCGAGCCGGAGAGACCUCUAUCAUACUCCUCUGAUAUCUGGAGCCUUGCAUGCUCUAUAUGGCCCAUGCUCGGACUACAGUCUCUUUUCAGCAGCUUUCUCGCAACUCGAGAUGAUAUCCUCUCCCAGCAUGUCGAUACUCUUGGGCUGCCCUCAUUCCCGUCUAGCUGGUGGAACGAGUGGGAAGCUCGCCAUGGCUAUUUUGAACCCGGGUCAGGACAAUCAAACUUAACUUCUCGAGACAUUCGACCAUCACUUGAACGCGCAUUUGAGGAGAAGAUCCAAGCCUGGCGACGAAGGGUACGGAUGGGUGAGUUUGACCAAGACGAGGCGACAGCCAUCCUUGCCAUGCUCCGUGGGAUGCUUGUCUUCGCUCCGGACGAGCGAGCAACAGCCAAGUCACUCUUAGCGUCUCAAUGGAUGUUGAACUGGGGGUAUCCAGCGUUGGACAGAGCCAGGCUCGUCUAA
Messenger RNA from Microsporum canis CBS 113480, 1317 nucleotides. RefSeq names its product protein kinase domain-containing protein. Lineage: Eukaryota; Fungi; Ascomycota; Eurotiomycetes; Onygenales; Arthrodermataceae. Bases 1 to 1317 code for a protein of 438 amino acids. Gene Ontology annotation, molecular function: protein kinase activity; ATP binding. Gene Ontology annotation, biological process: regulation of mRNA processing; spliceosomal complex assembly; protein phosphorylation. The record is from RefSeq and is a predicted model, not a curated record. The transcript is spliced from 2 exons.